UUUCGAACAUUGCUCCUCCCAGGAUAUUCCCUCACCGCGCAGCCAUAAGAUAAAGAGGAUCAUGCGAGUAUAGCGGAACUUUUCAGCUUUGUAUUGUCGAAUUUACGUGCUGCAUUAAACUAGCCACUAAUAAUUUAUUCACUUAAUUUGUCUAGUAUGGGAAUUUUGAAGACAAUCCUUGCCGCAUACUCCGGUGUCCUACGUACAUGGUCAAACUCUGCCAUGCAGGACCGAUCCACGGCACUCCGGGGGCCCAAAAUCCAGCUGGAGAAACACUUACGGGUUAUCUCUGUGCUGCAGUGGAUACUGUCCUUCCUCAUUAUGGGAGCUGCCUGCACUGCAGCCCUCAUCUACUUGUUUUGUACAGAUUUCUGGUUGAUCCCUGCCUUAUACACACUUUGGUUCAUCUAUGACUGGAACACUCCUAAGCAAGCUGGCCGGAGGGCUUCUUGGGUGAGGAACUGGACCAUAUGGACCUACUUCAGAGACUACUUUCCUAUCAGACUUGUUAAGACACAUAACUUGUCGCCUAGCAGAAACUACAUUUUUGGCUAUCAUCCCCAUGGAAUAUUUUGUUUUGGUGCCUUCUGUAACUUUGGAACCGAUGUUAAUGGAUUCUUAAAGGAAUUCCCUGGAAUAAGGCCUUUUGUGACCACCCUGGCUGGUAACUUCUGGAUGCCCAUAGUCAGAGACUAUUUGAUGUCUGUUGGUAUCUGUCCUGUGACGCGUACCACGAUCGACUACAUCCUGUCACAGAAUGGGACGGGUAAUGCGGUUGUUAUUGUGGUGGGCGGCGCUGCUGAGUCUCUUGGCUGCACUCCGGGGGUCAACACAGUCGUUCUGAAGAACCGCAAGGGCUUUGUGAAGGUGGCUCUGCAAAAGGGGGCGGACCUGGUGCCAGUGUACUCAUUCGGGGAGAACGAGGUGUACAGACAGCUGGUGUUUGAGGAGGGCUCGCAGUGGAGACGCCUCCAGGAGAAAGCCCAGAAGCUGCUGGGGUUUGCCCCCUGUCUGUUCCACGGCCGGGGGCUGUUCUCCCCUGAGUCCUGGGGCUUCAUGCCCUAUUGCAAACCCAUCACGUCCGUCGUGGGACAGCCCAUCACAGUGCCCAAGAUUGAGAAUCCCAGUAAGGAGGUUGUGGAUCGCUACCACACCAUGUACAUGGACUCCCUCAGGGAGCUGUUUGACAAGUACAAGACCCAAUUCGGCCUGAAGGAGAGUGAAGUCCUGAUGAUACUGUGAGAACCUGCAUGGCCCCAAAUGAGAGACACCCAUCUGUCCCGGGCCAUUGGGCCAUAGGGAUCAAAGGCCUGAGAUAAUGCUUACUGGUUGGCCAGUGCACCUGGUCAUGUAGGGAGUCCCAGAUUAGUUGUUGAGCUGAAGCACGUGGUGGUGUGCCCUGCUGCAGCAGCCUGCUGGGAGUUAGCUGUAAACAAUGAGCUUUGCCUGAUAUCUCUGUGUCCUUUCCUUCUAUGUGCAUUGUGGAUAGAUCUUACUAAAUAUCUACUAGCGUGAAAGGUGUGUUAAGUCACUCAGCUCACUGACUUCUGUUAUGGCCCUGCCCUUUCCAGCUCCUCAUGGGUUCUCAUUUUCUCUCAUAUUCCCCUGGUGUAAAUGCCCAGGUAAUUGCUUUGGUGAGCAUACAGUAUGUGGACCGCUCCUCCCGAGUUUGGCCGUUGCUCUCCUCGUCACUAGCACCUUUUCCUUUGUUUGUUCUUUUGUUUCAGUUUUUGCUCUACACACCUACCCACCUUGCAUCAUAGUUUUACUUUGAGUAUAUAUAUAUAUAUAUAAUCUUUUUAAAAAUUGAAUUCUCAAAUUCUCUGCAAUUUAUUUUGAUUGCUGACACAAAUCCUGGCAUGGUCAUUUUUAUUCAACCACUUGGUGGCACCAUAGUUCUGUUUCUGUUGGACAUAUGCCCUCUAAACAAAUUCUGAGUCCAUUUCAGGCAUGUUGGUGUGGCCAACCAUUAGAUAUUAAUUACAGCUGAUGAUUAAUUCUCACAUAUAAUGAGAGAAGACCCUUUUUGAUGGUGUGGGUUGGAGAUUCAGGAGUGGUGAGAUUCUGUGAGCUCUACUGAUUUACACCUCAGUCUAUUUACUGUGUGCUCUGGGAUUCAAUUUAAAUUUAAAUUCACAUUUCUGAAAUAUUUUUUCAUCCAGAAUUUGUAAAUUCCUUUCGGUAUAGUACUAUAGAACUACAGAAAUCAAGAUGUAUACAUGAUGAUGAUGAAGUUGUAAAGCUUGGUUAUAGGACUUUUCCCCUUCGGUCAUGAGUUGAGUCAAUUGUGAACUUACGGUUUAUGCAGUACAUCUCAGGCCACUAUUUCUAAAAUCUUAACUUCUUCUAUGUACUUUUAAGUGUGAUGUGGAUUUUCACACUGUAAGUAUUGCAGUUGCAUGGAAUUUCUUUUUUUUUCAUUUUUCAGUGAAUAAAAUACUCAAAUAAAUUGAAAAUGUAUACCA
Molecule: messenger RNA, 2465 nt
Organism: Anguilla anguilla (European eel)
Lineage: Eukaryota; Metazoa; Chordata; Actinopteri; Anguilliformes; Anguillidae
Product: diacylglycerol O-acyltransferase 2-like
Exons: 8
Coding region: 157-1242 (361 amino acids)
Biological process (GO): triglyceride biosynthetic process
Cellular component (GO): endoplasmic reticulum membrane
Molecular function (GO): diacylglycerol O-acyltransferase activity
Source: RefSeq, a predicted model, not a curated record